Messenger RNA from Anopheles nili, 1117 nucleotides. It is a transcript of the gene Coq9, whose product is annotated as ubiquinone biosynthesis protein COQ9, mitochondrial. The transcript is spliced from 4 exons. Gene Ontology annotation, biological process: ubiquinone biosynthetic process. The record is from RefSeq and is a predicted model, not a curated record. NCBI's taxonomy places the organism in Eukaryota, Metazoa, Arthropoda, Insecta, Diptera, Culicidae. Gene Ontology annotation, molecular function: lipid binding. Gene Ontology annotation, cellular component: mitochondrial inner membrane. The coding region runs from base 66 to 1037 and encodes 323 amino acids.
UGCCAGAGAUCAUUCGAAAUUUUUAAAUCCAGCUCAGAGGUGAUACGAGCAGGCAUUCGUAAAUUAUGUUUCCUCGAUUAAUUUGUCGUUUUCGUCAGUCAAGCUGUAGUGUAGGCAGGAAUGUACUAUCCAGCACGAAAACGGUCGCCCUCGCAGACACCGCCAAGGUGCCUGCAACAAAUAUCGGAAGGUGUUUUGGAACAACUGAUUUUUACCAACGCGUAAAUGAAAGCUUUAAUGAUUUUCGAGCCCGAGAGGAGAAGAAAGAGCAGGAGUUCGCAAAACAAAGCGCUGGUGCUACUGGUACUGGAUCAAGUUCUCAUACAAACACAUUUUCGUCUACAUCGAAUGACCAAGAAUCGUCCGAUCCUGAAGUGAAGCGUACAAAGGAAAUGAUUCUGGAUGCGGCCUUGGCAUUUGUACAGUCGCACGGAUGGUCGAAGCAGGCUAUUGCAAGCGGUGCCGAAGCGGUGAACUACCCCAGCGUUAGUCACGGAUUAUUCCCGAAUGGUGGAAUAGAAUUAGUUCAUCACUUUUACAAACAGAGCAAUCUUAAAUUAAUUGACUACCUCAAACAGCAAACCGUAGACGUCGAAAAGGUUCCAAACCCGUCAGAUUUCGCUCGCAGAGCGAUCGAGUUUCGUCUGCGCUUGCUAGAACCAUACUUAAAGUACUGGCCACAAGCACUUGGCCUUAUGGCACUACCACCGAACGCACCGCAUUCUUUGGCCAAUUUGCUAACAUUAGUAGAUGACAUUUGCUACUACGCCGGAGACCGUUCAGUAGAUUUUAAUUGGUACACCCGUCGUAUAGGGCUAGCAUGUAUCUACAAAACAACGGAGCUGUAUAUGCUGCAGGACAGCUCGGUGGGAUUCGAAAAAACGUGGCAAUUCCUCGAACGCCGAAUGGAAGAAGCGAAUCUGGUGCAUGGAUUUCUGGUUAAAUCAGAAGAUGCUACACAUCAUCUGCAAAACGCUGUUGGGUCGGCAUUCACAACGGCUCGUAAUAUUCUUGGUUUUAAUUUUGAUCGACGAUGAUAUAACUGAAGUACAAGUGACCAAUACCUCAAAGCCAUAAAGAAGAUAUUCCUCGCGUUAUAAGGAUAGUAGUAUUCUAG